Messenger RNA from Macrobrachium nipponense, 4200 nucleotides. Its product is annotated as WD repeat-containing protein 54-like. The coding region runs from base 1328 to 2302 and encodes 324 amino acids. NCBI's taxonomy places the organism in Eukaryota, Metazoa, Arthropoda, Malacostraca, Decapoda, Palaemonidae. The transcript has 8 exons. Gene Ontology annotation, molecular function: protein binding. The record is from RefSeq and is a predicted model, not a curated record.
GUCAAGCACUGGGACCUGUGAGCUCAUUUAGUGCUGAAACGGAGAUUGACAGUUAAAGUAACCUCGUAUGAAUCAAUUGCUAAGAGAGGGUCGAAAGCCAGUUGGAAGAAAGAGAAUAUGAAAGGAGGUACAGUAAAAGGAACGAAAGGGGUUGCAGCUAGGGGCCUCGAGAAUGCACGCUGCAAAGAACCUCAAGUAAUGCGUGAGGUUACUGGCGGCACAACCCCUCCCAAACUUUACUAGAGGUCACUAUCUGGGAAAGACCUGAGUAUUCUACCAACCUUUUUUACUAUAUCCCCAAAUCUCAGUUUAUUAUUAUUAUUAUUAUUAUUAUUAUUUAGGAUUUCGGGCCUUCUUACUCUAAAGAAUAUAUGAUACUUCCGACAUUAUUUAGUUAAGGGUGGUGACUUACUUUUAAAAUCAGGAGGAUUUCCAAAAUCCUAUGGAAACUAGGUAAUAUGACCGUGGAUGAAGAUACAAAAAUAUCUACAUGCUUACAUGACAUAAGAGUAUAACAUUGCACUGACUUAUAAAUCCUAGCCUUAUGACACGAACAGAGAUAUCAUUAGUUGCAGUAAUUGUAGCAAAUGUAAUGGUAAAAUGCCUUUCCAGAUUGGUAAAUGUUAUUAGAGAUGGAGUGUUGUUAUAUAAUGGACCCCUGCUUUUUGCCUGUAUACGUUUAAUCAAUAGCUGUUGACGGUAUACACUCCUCCACGAAAAUGAUGCAAGAAAGCCCAUAUUUCUUAUCGCUUCGCGUCUAACUUUGUUUUCUUGUUAUAAUCGUAUCUUGAACUACACAGCAUCCAAGCAUCUCUCGCAAUCUUACGAGAGAUGAAAAUAAUUAUGAAUGUUGCUAAACAAAAAUCUGAAAAAUAAAAAACUUGACACAUCAAAAUCCUCUGGACUAGACUCUCAGCGAAGUAACCUUGACUUUUUACAUGGAUUUAUUAUUAUCGAGCGAUUUCUCUAUAAGCAUCUCUCUCCUGUUUGGCGAGGACGCGCAUCACCUCCAGCAGCGAUUGUGUUGACGAACCGUUGCUAAGCAACGGCUUCGGGCUCUCGGCCAAACAAACCCACCCAGCUGACUGGUAUCUGGACCGUGCACUAGCUAUACGUCAGAGGAGAGCAGUGUACCGCUUGUCACCAGUGACGAUCGAAACGGAUUCCUAAUCUAGAUCUUUUCUCAGCGAAUCAUUUCAAACUUGCGAUGCUGGACAUCUCUAUAAUUGAGCGACACAUGGCGCUUGGAUGUUGAAGCAUCUACGGAAACAUUCGGUGCUGAAAUGUUAUUCAAACUGUGAUGUAAACACUGGUGGUUUCUAGCAAAAUGUAUGAAAGAGAGAAGGCGGUGCUGCUGGCCUCUUCGGCUUCCAUGAUUUCGAACAAUGUCUGUCGACUUAGUAUAAAUGGGAAGAUGUACGCAGGCGUCGUCCACAGCGGGGAGCUGAACGUCGUCUGCCCCUCUAGCCCGGACACCGAACCCAGGAGGGUGGUAGCUCAUGUAGGGUCCAGUUCUUCCAUCGUCGCCACUAUCAUGCAGGCCUCCUGGGUGCAGGUCCACGACAGAGCGCUUCUCGUCCUAGCCACCAACGCGGGCGCCCUCAUAUACGAGUGGGACGGCUCCGUGCUGCUGUGCGCCCACCUCCUCCCGCAGCCGAGUCCUGACGCCCACGCUUCCUUCUGCAGGGGCAUUGCCGCCCUCUACACGGGCUUCAUCUGUGUCGGUGUUCACACGGGCGAGAUCGUCGCCUUGAGCGUGGAGGCGGGCCCCAACGGCAUCAUAGAGGAGGCGGAACGAGUCAGGUGGCACUCGCGCCCCAUCACGGCCCUGGCCUCCUACGGGAAGGUGCUCGUCAGCGGAGACGACGCGGGGAACAUCGCCAUCUGCGAGGACAGGGAGGCGGGGGCAGGGCUCUCCAGACUGGCUUCCAUUGACUCCUACGGGUCACCAGUGACCUGCCUCGCCACUUGGUCGGGCAUGGUGAUAGCAGGCUACCUCUCAGGUCACAUCAGGCUAUAUCACCUCCAGGACGGGAAGAUCAUGGCGGAGGUCUGCGCUCACGUCCGGAACAUCACAGCUGUGGACGUUGCCCAAGAGACUGGCUACCUGCUGUCGGCGAGUGAGGACACCUACGUCAGAGUUUGGCAGUUGUCGCACGAUCCCAAUAAGCCGAUAGAACACAAGUACUGCUCGACGGAGGAGAACGCGGCUGUCUGCGGAGCCGCUUUCUCAGAUGCCCAGGGAGCGGGUUACGUGACGGCUGCCUACGACAGGAGAGAAAUAUUGUGCUAUGCUAUGUGAUUUCCUCAAGUAACCUGUUCUCGUUCUUAUACAGCGUUGAUUUUGUGUUUUGUUUUAUCGCGACAUUAAACUUUGUGGUGAAUCGGUCAAGUUGCCUUAACGCGAUACUGGAUUUCAACUUGGUCUUUUUAAUUCCUAGUCCUUGAGAGAUGUAAUUUAACUUUAUUUUGUUGUGUACUGACUGCGUUUUUGGUAUAGGAUAAUGCAGGAAUAUGAUGAGAUUUAAGCCAAAUGCCAAGCGCUGGGACCAUGAGAUGAGGUCAUUCAGCUUUGGUUGUGUUUUUGAUGCUCGUUCAUUCAUGACAUUAUUACAAUUGAUUUUAUUAAGGUAAAUACUUGUCUGACAGUUACUACGUUAAAUGGAAAACUUGUUUAUGUAUUCUCCGAUGCUUUACGGUAAUUGUUUGAGAGAGAGAGAGAGUAAACAUAUCUAUCCACACUGAUGCAGAACACCCACAGAGAGAGAAAAUGUGUGUGUGUGUAAACAUAUCUAUUCAGAUUGAUGCAGAACCCUCACAGAGAGAGAGAGAGAGAGAGUGUGUGUGUGUGUGUAAACAACUAUCUAUCCAGAUUGAAGAGAAAGCUCAGAGAGAGAGAAAGAGAGCGUGUGUAAACAUAUCUAUCCAGAUUGAUACGAAAAACUCAGAGAGAAAGAGAGUAAUAUCCGUCCAGAAUAACAAAACCUAAUCUUAAAAGAGAUGUCCACGUCUCAUAACCUUUAUACUUCCCGCUGACCACCAAUGCCUUAGCUAAGUCUUUAAAUGUAAACUUUCAACUUUCUUGCUUUGUGUAAACUAUUGAGUUGAUUGUAUAAUUUAGGCCAAACUUCAAGCACUGGGAUCUUUGAGGUCAUUCAGCGCUGAAAUGGAAAUUGACAGUAAAAGGUUUGAAAGGUGUAACAGGAGGAAAACUUCGCAGUUGCAAUAUGGAAAGUAAGAUGAAAGAAAGUAGAAAAUUAAUUGAAUCUAGGGGCCGAAGGCACGCUUCAAAAAACCUUAAGUAAUGCCUACAGUGCACCGCAUAAGGUCCACUGACGGAGCUUGUAAACUAUUGCCAUAUAACGGUCACCGACUAUCCCAUAACCACCAAGUCGGUAAUACACAGAUUCAGUGGUAUAGCAUAGCAUCUUCCUAAUUCAAUAGGAAAAUUUGUCUGGGGCAUAUUUUUUUUAACACCACUUUGUCUAUAACACAUAUAUAAAUCCCAUCUGGUCAAAUAUCAGAGUCUGAAAAACAUGGAAUUGUUUAUUGAUUUGAUUAUUCAAUAAAUUUUAAGCAUUCAAUACCUGUGGGUUUUUAUUACUGAACAUUCUUGCCUGGAACUCCUCUUUCUUUCUUUAUUUUAUUGGGGGGUGCAAAGUUUCGUCUGUCAGGUAAUUAUAAGAAUUUGUCUCUGGAUCAUCAAAAAUUCUAAGAAUUUGUUCCAAUUCCAGGUAAAAGGUAUAAUUCUCAUCCUGAUUUGUUAAGUCGUAUCAGAAAAAGUGAUAAUUAUAUUCCUUUACAGAUAUUUUCCCUCGAAAGGUAUUUUGUGAUAAGAUUGUUAUACUGUUCACCAAGCUCAUGAUUGUAAUGGAAAAGUUCCUAUAAUUAGUUGGAAUUUUAGCCAUUUCUAAAAUAACCUUAGCACCAAAGUACUUUAUUUCAACGGCAGUUUCAGUAUAGACUCCCUGACCUGAGGUCAUCUACUAUUUGAGAAUUUACGUAUAUUUCUUGUAUUGUAAUAAUUAUCAAACUAAAAAUCUUUUCAUUAGAACUAAUAAAUCAAAUGCAACUUGAAAAGUGUGUAUUUUUUGCCUAAACCAGUUCAUGGAUUCAGGAAUACCUAUCUACUAUUGUUUUAUGUAUUUCUUGCAUUGUAAUAUGCACGAUUAUCCUCAAAAUCAUUUCAUUGGAACUAAU